CGUUCGACUAUAAAGGUAUACCUACCAUUUGAUUCGCCAAGUCAGUAUGGUCAUAAGCGUCACUUGAGCGUGAUUCAAUCUGUGAAAAUUUCUUGAACAAAAUAGAAGAUUGGUGAUUUUUGGUUUAAAAGGAAGAGUGAAAUCGUGGACAAUGGAUCGUUGGAUUGGGAAGACAGCUGUCGUAACUGGAGCUAGUUCUGGAAUAGGAGCUGCGAUUGUAAUCGAUUUAGUGAAGGCUGGAGUGAAUGUGGUUGGUUUGGCUCGACGUAAAGAACGCAUUGAUGCGUUAAGAGAUAAUUUACCAGCUUCGGCCACUGGUACACUAUAUGCGAUCAAAUGUGAUUUGACUCAAGAGUCUGACAUUAAGAAUGCAUUCAAUUGGGUCGAAGCCAAUUUGGGAGGUACUGACAUUUUAAUCAACAACGCCGGCAUCAUUAAAACAAUGAAUCUACUCGAUCCGGAAAAUACAGACAAUUUACGCGAAACUAUUGAUACAAAUGUUCUGGGUGUUGUGCUUUGCUCGCGAGAAGCCUUUCAUUCGAUGCAAAAACGCAAUUUCGAUGGACACAUCAUUCAUAUUAAUAGCUGUGCCGGCCAUAAAAUCCCAUACUUUGUUGGACUGUACCCAUCGUUUAACAUUUAUCCAUCGACAAAAUAUGCUGUGACGGCUUUGACCGAGGUCAUGAGACAGGAGCUACAGAAUUUUGGCACAAAAGUCAAAGUGACUAGCAUCUCGCCAGGUGCUGUGAGAACGGAGAUCUUUAAGCCAGAAAUCAUGGAAAUUAUAAAAAACAUUCCAUUUUUGGACCCUGAAGAUGUAUCACAAGCCGUUAUGUAUGCACUCGCCACAAAACCUCAUGUUCAGGUUCACGAGUUAAUUAUAAAGCCAAUUGGUGAACAAGCAUGAAAAAUUAAUGUCGACUUCUUUUAAAAUUCGAAGUUAAAAAAAACUAUAUAACUUAAUUCUAUAUUGUUUUAUGUUUUAUAUAUUUGUUUUUACUGAAUGGAUCAAUAAAUAAUAUCGAUAUGAGAAAAAAAA
This is a messenger RNA of Sitodiplosis mosellana (orange wheat blossom midge), 1039 nucleotides long. RefSeq names its product farnesol dehydrogenase-like. Gene Ontology annotation, molecular function: oxidoreductase activity. The transcript is spliced from 3 exons. Bases 152 to 907 code for a protein of 251 amino acids. The record is from RefSeq and is a predicted model, not a curated record. Lineage: Eukaryota; Metazoa; Arthropoda; Insecta; Diptera; Cecidomyiidae.